GUCCUGCGUCGCAACGUCCGAACACCCCUAGUCAUUAAACCUCCAGACUCAUCACACCACACACAUCCAUACACACACACAUCCAUACACACGUCUUGACGCACAUGUGUGCGCCCAGCGCCCAGCAGCAGCAGUCCACCCACCCACCCACCCACCCCCUCUCACCCACACUCUCUGUCUGUUAUGCAUGUCCAUGGGGAUGCGUGUAUGUACAUAAGAACAUAUGACCCAAUCACGACAUACACACACACAUAACGUACACACACACAUAUCUGUAUAUGCCGCCGGUCGCAGAGGCGGAAAGGGUUGCUUCUACAUCUGGGUCGGCCAUCCAUCCGUAUAUCCAUAGGUCCACCAUCAUCGACUAAGCCACUCCCAUGAUGGUCACAAAACACGACUUACAGAUGUACCGUAUACAAAGCUAGUCUAUGCAAUAUGCCCCAGGCCGUCAUGUUUGUCAGUGAGUGUGUUCUAUAUGCACUACAGCUCAUCUUUCCCCUGUGCAGUCUUUCCCUUGUCGCCUUCCUGCUUCCCCAGCUUGGCAUUGAUCUCCUGCAGCUCGUCCUCGGCGUACUUGUUGGCCGGGAGGAGGUACCCUGUACACAUAACACACACUGAUGUACCAUUGAUACACCAGUGCAGCAUGGGUCUCACCUGGCUCUGGCUCCGCCAGCCAUGACUUGAUGAUGGCGAAGGCCGCCUCGAAGUCGUCCUUCUGCUUCUUGGGCAGCAGUUCAUUCAGCUGGUUCUUGGUCCACUUCACUUCUGGGUUCUUGUAGUUGCUCUUGCCGAGGAUCCCCUUGAUCUUGUCGAUGGUCUCGAUCUUCUUGUCAGCAGAGAUGACGUGUUUCUGGACGAGCAUGUUGACGAUAACGUCCACUUUCACGGACACUGGUUGCGCGACGUCCGCCCCGUUCCUGCCCGAGACAGAUACACACCCAAUGACGCGCACCGGACCAUCUGCCAACUGCCGUGGAUGUCUCCAUGACCUACCAGUACACGCCGGUCCACGAGGCGAUUCCUUUCUUCUCCUUCUUCAUUGCCUUGACCUCAGCCAUCUUUGCCACACUGUCGGCCUGACAUCAAUCCAACCGACACAAGAGCAGCUGUGUAUGGUGCUGUUUACUCUAUGCUGCCCAUGGCUUACAUCGUGAUCCGAUAUGACGCCGCCCUUUCUGAGGUCGCCCUUGAGCGUCUUCGCGAUCUCUAUGGCGCCUUCCUUCCCGUGGCGGUGCACCGCCACCCAGUAAUAGAUGCGCGAUUGGAAGUAAGCCGCAU
Vitrella brassicaformis is the source of this 1278-nucleotide messenger RNA. NCBI's taxonomy places the organism in Eukaryota, Vitrellaceae. The record is from the annotation of a GenBank genome assembly.